Molecule: messenger RNA, 3483 nt
Organism: Adineta steineri
Lineage: Eukaryota; Metazoa; Rotifera; Eurotatoria; Adinetida; Adinetidae
Source: the annotation of a GenBank genome assembly
AUGGUUAGUAUUGCACAUUGGCUAGAUACAUUUACAUGUAGUAAAUAUGCUGAUCGUUUUGAACGAUCUGGUUAUCUAAAUAUUCAUUCAAUAUGUGAAUUAACUACCGCUCAAUUGCAAUCAUUAGGUAUUGCAAACAAUGAUAUAUGUACAAUAAUGGACAAUAUUUUACUUUUGAAACAAAGUCGUCAAAGUUUAAGUCCACCACGCUAUCUUGACCUUAAUUCAGAACCUCCACCAUCAAUGACUCGUUCUCGUACAGCUAGUCCUGCUAUAAAUACUAUAAAUAGAACAAUGAGUCAAAAUCCCAAUACAUAUUCUCCUGGACCAAAUGUAAGUACACCACCAGCAAGUAGUGGUCCAUCACCAGAUCGUGUACUUCCUGGUCCACCAUCAUUUGAUACGCCAAAUGCAUAUCAUCGUUCGAAUUCUUAUGUCAAUCCCGUUAACCCAAAUACGUUUUUUGAUAUAAGUCCAUCAUCAUCAACCUCAUCACCACAUCGUUCAACAUCAAUUGAUGCUUUACCUCCACAAAUGGAACCAACACCCUUUAAUGAUUAUAUGCCACAGCCACCCCCACCACCACAAAUGCAAUCUCAUCAAUUUCCACCAUCUGGAAUGAUGUAUCGUGGUGUUAAUCCACCUGGUGGAAGUUAUUACAAUCCACAUCCACCACGUUUUUAUUCGCAUGAACAACAACAGCAACAGCAGCAGCAACAACAGCAACAACAACAAUUUAUGUAUCAACAAAAUCAACGAAUGAUGAUGCAUGCUCAACAACAUCCACCUUGGGGUGGACAUCGACCUAUAAUGCCACCACAUCCACAAUCACAUCCAAUGCAUUAUCAUCCAUAUGAACAACAUCAUCAAUAUCGUAUGCCACCAUCACAACAAUUUUGUCAUCCCAAUCAUCCAAUUAUGUCAGAUCAAAAUCAAAUGUUUAUGAAUCAACAACAACAACAACAACAAUUACAAAAUAUGAAUUCAUCCGCAUCUAAUAAAUUAUCAUCUUCAGGUGAAGCACAUCCACAUCCAUUACAAUCACUUGAAAGACUUGUACUAUUACCAGAAUCACAAGUUAUUGAUCCAAAAAGCGUUGUUAAUGAAAUUCAUGAUCCUCAAUCACCCUUCAGUGAAUCUUUAUCUCCAUAUGGUACAUUAUCACCAAAAAAUCCUGUUUCAACACCACCAACAACGACAAUUGUUAGUAAUUUACUUACAAAUGAAAAAUCUAUGCUUGAACAACAUGCAAAAACUGCAGGUGGUUUAAAACGUAGUUCAACACAUGAUGAAAGAAAUGAUUUAAAUAAAAAAAAUCGUAUGAAUACAACGAAUGAUUUAAAUACAGGUGAUUCAAUUAUAAGUAAUCAUCCUGUUGUAACUAGUUUAUUAACACGAGGAUUAAAUAAUUCAACAUCAUCAGCACCAUUACCAUCUAUUAAAUCAUUACAACAAAAACAUAAUCCAUCAUUUCUUCAACAGCAACAACAACAACAAAUGAUAUUUCCACCAAAUCAACCUGAUCCACAACAAUUUGUUGAUGGAUUAAUUGAUCAAGAAAUAGAUAAUUCUAUGGAACCUAUUGAACAAGAUUAUGAACAAUUAAUGACUAAACUUCGAUUAACAAUUGAUACAACUUAUAAACAUAAAAUAUUGCUAAAUUCAAAUACUCUUAAAAUUCCAUCUCAAUUAGAUGGUGUAUCGGAAACAACAGAUGAUACUUCAGCAUCUAGUAAUCGAACAUCUAGAAAACGUGAUUUAUCUACAUCAUCAGAGCGUGGAACUUCAAAUAGUGAAAAUCAAAGUUCGUCACCUGUAAAAGCACAAUUAGAUAAAUCAAAUAGUGAUCCAAAUGGUUCAUCUCAUAAUGGUAAUGAAAAGAAACGUAAUGGUUCUCUAAAUAAUAAUCGUCAUAAAUCAUCAAAACGACGUUUAUCAGAAAAUAAUUUAGAAUUAAAUCAUUCAACAAAUGGUUAUCAUUCAGAUUCAGUUUCAUCAAAAAUUCAAAAACCAAAAGUUAUUCAAUCACCUACUCAUUCAAAUAUUGAUAAUGAAAUCAAUUCAUCGUCAGAAUCUAUACCUCAAAAAAUAACAACAGAUGCACCACCAUCGAAACCUAUUCGUGAAGCUAAAAAACGUUCAUUAAUAUAUACAGGCAAUACACGAUUAUUUUUAGCAACAGCUAUCGCUGCUGGCUUAAUGGAAGAUAAUGGUGAUGAAGAAGAUGAAGAUAAUGAAUAUGUACCACCAGGUGGAACAGUUAUGAUUCGUCCAAAAUCUGCACCGUCAUCAUCAUCAUCAUCAUCAUCAUCUGAAAGUAAUGAUGAUGAUGGAUCAGUUAAAAAUAGUGAUGAUAGUAGUGCUGAUGACGAUGAUGAUGAAAGUAAUACUGAUGAGGGUGAAGAUGAGGAGAAAAAGAGUAAUAAUGAAGUAGUUUUAAAUGAAGAGCCAAGUGAAAGUGGUAUUAACUGGAAUGUACGAAGUCGUCCUCAACGUCAAACACAUCUAGUUCGUUUUGAUAAUAUAUCAGCAGAAGAAGAACAAAAUUUUUUCGGAGCAUUACAAGAACAAGUUCCUGAAUUAGCUGCUUAUUUAAAUGAAAAUUCUGAUGAUGAAUAUCAAAUGGAAAUCAAAGAACCAUCAGAUAAUUCAAUAAAAUCAUCUCGAAAAUCAUCAACAAAAAAAUCUCAACGAAAUCAAAUUAAAGAUAGUCCAAAAGAAGAUGAAGAAACAGUUGAAAUAAUAAAAAAAUUUCGUCAUGUUAAUGUACCAUCUAAAAAACGUACAACAAAAAAAUCUCAUCCAAAUGAAUCAACAACAAUAUCAAUAAGAAAUCGUUCCGAUGAAUUAUAUGUUAUACUUAAUGAAAAUAUACCACGAAAUAUUGUAUCAGGUACACAUCUUGAUACAACAAUAAAUACAAAGAAAAAUUCAACUAUACAAUCAUUUAAUUUUCAUCGAAAACAAAUUAAAGUAAAUACAGUUGAAGAUACAAAAGCUCAAUGGAGAUGUAUUAUAUGUUGGAAAGAACCUUAUGAAGAAUUCCUCGGUCCUUUGUUUGGCCCAUAUCAAUUAAAUGAACAAUGUCAAUUACAUCUUAAUAAUAAUAAACAACUAGCAAAACAUUAUAGAAAAUUAAAAGAAGUUUGGUUACAUCGUGAUUGUGCAUUAUGGAAUAAUCAUAUACAAAUGAAUUCAACAACAGGAGAACUUAUGCAUGUGUCCGAUGCAUGUAUGACUUAUCUUGAUAUUACAUGUUCUGUAUGUCAAAUACCUGGCGCAGCAUUAGCAUGUCGUUAUCGAAAUUGUAAAAUAAGAUAUCAUUAUCCUUGUGCAAAAAAUAUAGUUAAUUGUCGAUUAAUUGAAGAAAGUUAUUCAGUUUAUUGUCCAAAACAUAAUCAAAUAAAUAAUAAUAAAUCGAAAAAGAAUCGUCGUAAAACAACUACAAGUAUAAAUGAUUCACAAGAAUCAUUGAUAACUUAA